CCAACCCGUCUAGCCUUUUAAUUCCGAUAGCAGAGAGUCGAUGGACCUCCUCUUCCAAUUGCCCCAAAACCCUAAUCCGCGCUCCACUGCUCUCACCGUCGAGUUGAUCGCCGACGAAGCAAUCGCUGAAGAAGAGUUCAUCACCGACGCCGUAGACGGCUUCAUCGCCCUUUCUCUAUUUCGUUGAAGCACUGAAGGAUUGAUCAUCAUGCCUAAGAUCAAGACGAGCCGGGUCAAAUUUCCUGAGGGAUGGGAGCUCAUCGAGCCUACACUUCGAGAGCUGGAGGCAAAGAUGAGAGAAGCUGAAAAUGAUCCACAUGAUGGGAAGAGAAAGUGCGAAGCGCUGUGGCCGAUAUUUCAAAUUUCACAUCAGAAGAGCCGAUACAUAUAUGAUUUAUACUAUCGGAGGAAGGAAAUCUCGAAGGAGCUGUAUGAAUUCUGUUUGGAUCAGGGAUAUGCUGACAAGAACUUGAUUGCAAAGUGGAAAAAGCCAGGUUACGAGCGCCUUUGCUGCCUUCGUUGCAUUCAACCAAGGGACCACAACUUUGGGACUACAUGCGUCUGUAGGGUUCCCAAACACCUGAGAGAAGAAAAGGUCAUAGAAUGUGUCCAUUGUGGUUGCAGGGGUUGUGCAAGUGGAGACUGAAAUCUCUUGCGUGGUGGAUGCCAACAUCGAAUGUCGGGCAUUGACAUGCAAUCAUGUCUGGAAAAAUUCUCUUUGCCUAUGCAUUUGAAAUGAAAACCUUGUAUUACUGUUUAAUCUGUGAUAUAUUAGCAGGAAGAGAACGGUGUUAAUAACUUGAAGGUAUCUUGUUGAGACUCAAGGGUGGCAGUUCCCAGUAGUAUCUUUAGGUUAUGGAAUGAACAAAUUGUCAUAGUAGUGGAACUGUGUUGUUGCAUUGAUUCUAGCUUUAUUGGAUGUAUUCUAAUUUGGUUGUUACUCUAAUUUAGUUGUUCAUCAAAAGAGAUUUAUUAUAUGUC
This is a messenger RNA of Asparagus officinalis (garden asparagus), 981 nucleotides long. RefSeq names its product protein BUD31 homolog 2. Gene Ontology annotation, cellular component: nucleus; spliceosomal complex. The record is from RefSeq and is a predicted model, not a curated record. Gene Ontology annotation, biological process: mRNA splicing, via spliceosome. The transcript has 4 exons. Lineage: Eukaryota; Viridiplantae; Streptophyta; Magnoliopsida; Asparagales; Asparagaceae. Bases 209 to 646 code for a protein of 145 amino acids.